GCGCGCGCGCGGGCGUGCGGAGUUGAGACUGGGGUGUAGCUACUCUGCGUAGGUGUUUGGCUUUGAAAUGCAGCGGGACUUAGUGAGUUUCCCGCUGUCGCCAGCGGUGCGGGUGAAGCUGGUGUCUGCAGGUUUCCAGACAGCUGAGGAACUCCUAGAGAUGAAACCGUGCGAGCUCAGCAAAGAAGUUGGGAUAUCUAAAGAGGAAGCCUUGGAAACUCUGCAAAUUAUAAGAAGAGAAUGUCUCACAAGUAAAUCAAGAUAUGCUGCUAUAGCUGAGUCAGGCAAGAAGUGUACAGCACUGGAACUUCUUGAGCAGGAGCAUACCCAGAGCUUCAUAAUUACCUUCUGUUCAGCACUAGAUAAUAUUCUUGGGGGUGGAAUACCCUUAACUAAAACAACAGAAAUUUGUGGUGUACCGGGUAUUGGAAAAACACAAUUAUGUAUGCAGUUGGCAGUAGAUGUGCAGAUACCAGAAUGUUUUGGAGGAGUGGAAGGUGAAGCAGUUUUUAUUGAUACUGAAGGAAGUUUUAUGGUUGAUAGAGUAGUAGACCUUGCUACUGCGUGCAUUCAGCACCUUCGCCUUAUAGCAGGAACACAUAUGGGAGAGGAGCACCCAAAAGCUUUGGAGGAUUUCACUCUUGAAAAUAUUCUUUCCCAUAUUUACUAUUUUCGUUGUCGUGACUACACAGAGCUGUUGGCACAAGUUUAUCUCCUUCCAGACUUCCUUUCAGAACACUCAAAGGUUCGAUUAGUGAUAGUGGAUGGUAUUGCUUUUCCUUUUCGUCAUGACCUAGAUGACCUGUCCCUUCGUACUCGAUUACUAAAUGGCCUAGCCCAGCAAAUGAUCAGCCUUGCAAAUAGCCACAGAUUAGCUGUACUUUUAACUAAUCAGAUGACAACGAAGAUUGAUAGAAAUCGGGCCUUGCUGGUUCCUGCGUUGGGGGAGAGUUGGGGACAUGCUGCUACAAUACGGCUAAUCUUUCAUUGGGACCAAAAGCAAAGGUUGGCAACAUUGUACAAAUCACCAAGCCAGAAGGAAUCUACAGUACUGUUUCAAAUCACACCUCAGGGAUUUAGAGAUGCUGUUGUUGCUACUGCAUCUUCUUUGCAAACAGAAGGUUCGUUGAAUUCCCGGAAACGGUCACGAGAAUCAGAGGAAGAACAGGAGUCCAAAGACUAGUCUUAAAGUAUACAUAUAUGUUGAUGCUGUGAGAUGUGAUACAUACAAGCAGUAGACUCUUUACUUUAAAAUAUAAACACACACUAUGGCACAUAUGAAUCAAGAGCGUAUGAAGUGAAGUGAAAAACACGGAAUGAGUAUGAUUCUCUGAAUUUUUCUAAAGCAGCUCUACAAUUAUAUUUUGCCCUGUUUUCAUUUUUAGUAACAGUCAGCAGAGAUGAUACAGGUAUUGUAUUUUUGCAAAUGUGGAAAGCUGAUCUCGUGUGACCAAUCUGAAUUUACCAUUCAGGCUGUUUUUUCCUCUUUUCUUUGUUAAUUGCCUAGAAAAUCCUAGGAAGAAGAGUUUGGUUUUUUUUCACAUUCCUAUUGGGUUCUCCUCUUUAAAUGUAGUUUUGAUAAUUCUUAAGAAUGACUUGUUUUUGAGCCAUCUCUUACUUGGCAUCAUGGCUGCCCUCAGACCUCUAUUGAAGCCCAAUACCAUUAAAAAGAGAAUCAAGAAGUUCAUCCAGCACCUGUCAGACCCAUAUGUCAAAAUUAAGCACAACUGGCAGAAACCCAGAGUCAUGGACAAUAGGGUGCACAGAAGAUUCAAGGGCUAGAUCUUGAUGCCCAAAACUAUUUACAGGAGCAACAAGAAAACAAAGCACAUGCUGCCCUGUGGCUUCUGAAGUUCCUAGUCCACAAUGUCCAGGAGCUUGAGGUGCUCCUGAUGUGCAACAAAUCUUACUGCGCAGAGAUUGCUCACAAUGUCUCCUCCAGGAACCACAAAGCCACUGGAAAGACUAACCCAGCUGGCCAUCUGAGUUACCAGUGCCAAUGCUACUCUGCGCAGCCAAGAAAAUGAAUAGACCGCUUAUGUGCAUGUCGUAUUUGUGUUAAUAAAACCAUAAAACUACAAAAAAAGAAAAAGGCUUGUUUUUACUAUUAUAAAGAAAAGCCAGCACCAUGAGUCAGCAUAUUAUUAUAUUCAGUUUUAAUGGUAGGAUACAAAUUUUAGAUGACCAAUCAGAUUUUAGUGACCCCAAUCCUAAAAUCUAAGCCUUUUUUUUUUUUUUAUGUUAUUUUAUGUUAAGGGAAGGACUUUGGAGCUGUUACCCUAUCUAGAAAAUGUCUAGAACGUUCAUCUUCCAGAAGAGUCAAGUUGAUAAACUCACAAUUAUUUAUUUCUACAUUUUUGAAACCUGGUGUGAUCCAUUCUAGAAUUCUAGAUGUAUUGACAUUUUCCUUUGAAUAAUCUUAACACUGUUUGAAUAAAUUAAAAAUUUGGA
Molecule: messenger RNA, 2451 nt
Organism: Mirounga angustirostris (Northern elephant seal)
Lineage: Eukaryota; Metazoa; Chordata; Mammalia; Carnivora; Phocidae
Gene: RAD51C
Product: RAD51 paralog C
Exons: 9
Coding region: 68-1183 (371 amino acids)
Biological process (GO): DNA repair; meiotic DNA recombinase assembly; reciprocal meiotic recombination
Cellular component (GO): Rad51B-Rad51C-Rad51D-XRCC2 complex; Rad51C-XRCC3 complex; replication fork
Molecular function (GO): crossover junction DNA endonuclease activity; four-way junction DNA binding; ATP binding
Source: RefSeq, a predicted model, not a curated record